AUGCACCCAAUCCUAUUGUGCCAGCAAGGGCCAACUGGCGGGCUGUCCGUGGUGGAAGUCAAGGUGGCAAGCGAGGAAGGUUCCUGGAAGCGGCCGCGGCGGAAGCUGGUGGCACGUGUGCUGCUGGGAGAUGGUGCCUAUGUGCAAGCUGAAGGGUGGGAUGGUGAUGCGAUCUCUGUCCCGUUGCCCUCUGCUGCUGAGGCUGACAGGCUGGUGGCUGCAGCAGUGGAGGAAGAGAAGGCACUCAUGGAAGCGGCUCCCAUACUGCCAGACGGGGCGAAGGAGGAUGGGGAGGACGGAGGAGGCGAGGCUCUGGCAGCAACGAACAUGGCAGCGGGUGACCUGCAGUGCCACGUGGUGCUCAAACAUGGGGGCCGGCUCGACUCGCUCUUCCACUACCCCUCAGGUCAGGAGCUGCUUGAGUCGCGUUUCGAGGAGGGUGGAUAUGAGGAGUAUUCAGAGAGCGAGUACCGGUCGCCAGGCUGCCAAGAGCAGUACCACGUGGUGUGUGAGCAGAGGGAUCACAGCACGGGCGGCAGUCAUCGCAUGAUAGUGCAGGGUGACAUCGGCAGUGGUCUCAUCAUGCGGCGCUGCUUCUCCCUCGGCCAGCCCAUCCCUGCCGCCUGGGCUGCUGCCACCACCACUGCUGCCGCUGAUGCCAAGUCCCUCACCCUCGGUCAGGAGCAACAAGAUCCAUCGACUGACAGACAAGAUGGGCCAAUGAUGGAUGGACCAGCAAUUAUGGAUGCACCGGCAUCAGUCGAUGCUGCCACGUCAGCGCUCCCAUCCACGCCCAAUCAGCUGCACGUGACGUCAGCGAUCAUCGCUGCUGCUAUUGGUGCAGGCUCAGGCGGCUUCUCACGCCGUUCACUCCUUCCCCUGCGCUUCUCCUCCUUCCCCUCCGCCGCUCCCCACAUGCUCUAUACCUCUGCUUCCACACUACCAACUCCCCCUCUCAACUCCCCUCGGCCUCCCUGCCUCGUUCCAUAUCCCAGCCUCGCCUGUCUGCGUGUGCGUUCCUCCUUCCAUGCCGUCCGCUCCUCCUCCACCACUCCCCACAUGCGCUUCACUUCCGCUUCUCACACUAUCUCCCCACCUUUUAGAGACGAGCAUCUUUUCCCCUCUUCCCUCCCCCCCCCCACUCCACUCCCAACUCCAGUCUCGCCUGUAUGA
This is a messenger RNA of Closterium sp. Naga37s-1, 1173 nucleotides long. NCBI's taxonomy places the organism in Eukaryota, Viridiplantae, Streptophyta, Zygnematophyceae, Desmidiales, Closteriaceae. The record is from the annotation of a GenBank genome assembly.